AUGGCUCAGAACCCCUCAUUUGCUUUGGCAGUGAAGGUGCCUGUCCUGCUGCUCAAGACAAAGUCAACUCCGGGCGACUCGUACGAGGACUUACUCUCAGGUGAAACUGACGGGUGUGCCUUCGAACCAGCUUAUGUCCCGGUCCUGCACCACAUCUUUCAGAAACAGGGCAUGGCGACGGUCAGGCAUGUCUUGCAGCAACGUGAGAUUAAUGCUGGCAACGACGCCUCUUACGGCGGUCUCAUUUUUACCUCGCAGCGAGCGGUCGAGGCGUUUGCCAGCCUGGUGGAUGAGAAGAAGGGUCCGUCGGAUUCGCACCCGCAUCAAGAGCUUAAACUCAAGCCUCUCGACCGUAACAAAGCAGAGCUAACCGGAUUGACAGGCACUGAAGAAGAGUGGCCUCAUCUCCAAAAUAUACCAGUCUACAGCGUUGGCCCGGCUACUACACGAGCUCUCCAGUCCGUCUCACAGCACGCCCCGUUGCAAAUAUUCGGCGAGCACACGGGCAAUGGCGAUGCCUUGGCCAAGUACAUUUUGGACCACUAUGGCCGAUGGUACCAAGACCGGCAGACGAAGCCACCGCUGCUCUUCCUCGUUGGCGAGCAGAGGCGGGACAUCAUCCCGAAAACCCUCAUGAACACCGCUUUGCCCAGCGAGAAAAGAAUCCACGUGGACGAGGUCGUGGUCUACGGCACGGGUGUCAUGGAGUCUUUUCCUCAAGACUUUGAGAAACACCUGAAAGAUACUGAGGGCCUGCCGAUGCGGUGGGUAGUUGUCUUCUCCCCGACUGGUUGCGAAGGGAUGUUGCGCGGGCUGGGGAUGCUGGACGAGUCCACAGGGAAGGUCAAGAAGGACGGGCUCGAUGGACGUAAAACGUUCAUUGCAACGAUCGGUCCGACGACGAGGGACUAUCUAAGACGAACGUUCGAUUUGGAUCCAGAUGUUUGUGCUGAAGAGCCAAGCCCAACAGGCGUCCAACGAGGAAUCCUUGAUUUCAUGGGAAAGCAGACAUAA
Molecule: messenger RNA, 1014 nt
Organism: Colletotrichum tamarilloi
Lineage: Eukaryota; Fungi; Ascomycota; Sordariomycetes; Glomerellales; Glomerellaceae
Product: uroporphyrinogen-III synthase
Exons: 1
Coding region: 1-1014 (337 amino acids)
Biological process (GO): uroporphyrinogen III biosynthetic process
Cellular component (GO): cytosol
Molecular function (GO): uroporphyrinogen-III synthase activity
Source: RefSeq, a predicted model, not a curated record